UUUUCACUAUAAUAAGUAGAUAUAUUAUUCAUCUAUUAAUUAAAUAUCCAAACUGUGCAAUUGGUUCUACUGAUAGAGCAGAUUUAAAAGGACCAAGUGAAAACUUUGAAAAUUAUGUGAAAGGCGAAAUUGGAUUAAAAUGGUGCGAGAAUUUUUUGGUGAUGGAAAUUUUGGUUCAAACGGGUGGCGAAAUGUGGAAAUUUCAUCAAAAAAUUACCAAUCAAUUGUUCACUACUAAAAAUUUUCGUGAAAUUUUUUGUAAAGUAUUUGAACAAGAGACAAAGACAGCUUUAAAUAUUUUGAAUGAUGCAGCAAACAAAGAUGACACAAUCGAUUUACAUAUUUACUUUGAAUACAUUUGGAAAGUUAAAACCGGUAGAAGAAUUAGAAAAGAAAUUAAAUACCUGGAUGAAUUUGCAUAUAAUAUUAUAAAAGAAAGAAAAUCAAAAAAAGCCAAUGACAGUGCAUCAUCAUCAAAUGUUUCAGGAUGUGAUACAACUGCAAAUGUUGAAGAAAAUCAAAUUCCAACAUUUGAUAGUAUCAAAAAUUUUCAUUAUGCUGAAGCGACAUUGUAUGAAACACUUCGAUUAUAUCCAGCUGUUCCAAAAAAUUCCAAGUCACCUUGGUGUAUGGGUAGAGAUAAAAAAAUUUGGGGUGAAAAUGCAUUACAAUUUUAUCCUGAUAGAUUCUUAACUUCCGAAGGUGUAUUGAAACCAUCUCAAUUUAAAUUUCCUGCAUUUCAUGCUGGUCCAAGAAUCUGUUUAAGACAACAAUUUGCUACUGUUGAAGCAUUAACAUUGGUUACAUCAAUGUUAAAAAAAUAUAGGUUUGAACUAAUACCUGGUCAAGAAUCACCUCCACCAUAUAUUUCUUCCAUAACCUUACCAAUGAAAAAUCCUUUAUUAGUAAAGGUUGAUGGUUUAGAUGGUAGUGGGAUUGCUUCCUCUUUGUCUAUUCUAUCAAAAACUUAA
Molecule: messenger RNA, 971 nt
Organism: Entrophospora sp. SA101
Lineage: Eukaryota; Fungi; Glomeromycota; Glomeromycetes; Entrophosporales; Entrophosporaceae
Source: the annotation of a GenBank genome assembly